Messenger RNA from Musa acuminata AAA Group (dessert banana), 3567 nucleotides. RefSeq names its product AT-rich interactive domain-containing protein 5-like. Gene Ontology annotation, cellular component: nucleus. The record is from RefSeq and is a predicted model, not a curated record. The transcript has 8 exons. Bases 2536 to 3210 code for a protein of 224 amino acids. Gene Ontology annotation, molecular function: DNA binding. NCBI's taxonomy places the organism in Eukaryota, Viridiplantae, Streptophyta, Magnoliopsida, Zingiberales, Musaceae. Gene Ontology annotation, biological process: regulation of transcription by RNA polymerase II.
GAGCUCAACUCUGCAUAAUUCUUCAUGAUGAUUAAAAGCUGUUUUGCCUAUCAACUGUGGGGCUUUUUAGUGAAGGAAUUAUUUUGUAAAAUUUCAAAUAUUUGCGUAUAAUUUAGACUAAAAUAUUUUUUCUUUACAAAGUAUUGUGGGCCAUGUCUAUAUGUUUUUUUAUUGAAAAGCUGUCAAACAAUAACCUUUUUGCACCGAUCUUUGUCUUGCAAGCUUUUUUAGUACUGUGUUUUUGUUUUUUCUAAAUGCUACGAAGGGGUCAAAGUCCUUUUAAAUAUGUUUAUGGAAUAUGGCAUCUAAAAGCCCACUCGUGCAUUGUGUGGUUGGUGUAGAAGACUGUUCAAUAUUUGCUCAAACUGGUUGUUCAACAAUAGACAAGUAGUUGGAUAUUCUGCUAUCUGCUUGUACAUUUAUAUCCUUUACAUUUUUGGUGUAUGUAUUGUGUGUUCCUUAUAGUUAACAUUAAUAUAUGUUCAUAUUUGUAAGCAUGGUUUAAAAAACCAUGCUUGUCAGCCAGUACUAGUAUGACAACUCUCUCUUUUUUUUUCUUCUCUCCUGUCACACUUUCUCUCUCCUAUUUUCUCUUUCUUUGUAUCUCUCAUGUGUUCCUCUGCCUAAUCUCUUCCUCGUGUUGGAAUGUUUGCCUCCUAAUUUUUCUCAACCAGUUCUUUGCCUCUCCCUCUGCCUCAUCCUCCAUCCUCCAUCCUCUUUUCUCUUCCUUUUUGGCCCAGAUGGUAUUGACCCAUACUGAGUUUCAUUACAUUGAUCCUUACCGAUACUUUCUGGUUCAGUCAUCAAUUGAGAUCGAAAUUGAACCGAGAUUUUAAACCUUGUUUGUGAGUAUGUAAAUAUGUAGAUGUUUGGGUCUGGGAAAUUAAAAUUUAUCCCAGACUCUUACAGAUAUACACCUACAAUGACAAUGAUGACAAAUGGUGACCGUCGCAGAUACACAUUUACAACUACGGCAAAUUUGUAGUGUUCCAGAAAACAUAAUAGAGUUGCACAGACAUGCAAACCCCCUUAGAUGUACAAAAAGAGUAAGCCAUCGUGUCCCAACUAUUCAUGGAGAUGGGACAUUAUGGACUAUUUUUUAGUUGUAUCUGUGAGGGUUCACACUUCUGUACAAUUCUCUUCUUUAUCUGCAAAAAGGUUUGAUGUUAUUUGCUAAAGCUUGAUAGUCAAUCUAAGAUUUCUUCAUUGUGCUUCUUAAUAGUCAACUAUGGUUUACACAAGGUGUUCCUACCUGCUAUGUCUAACCAUGAUGUUCAUGACUUAGUGUUUUCAAUAUAUAUCUAGAAGACCACUUUGUCAUCAUGUAUAUGGCUUCCAGUAGACAUCGUAAUUAUUCCCAAACUUGUAGUUUAGAGUUUGUAUUGACUUUAGCUCACUUGGCAUACAAAGAACAAUUUCCGCAAGUAUCAUGUGGCGUUUGUUUUUUUAGAAUGUAUUGCUAUUAGUUGUACCAUCUUGAUCUACUAAUAUUUAGCUUAAGAGGAUCACUUGGAUGUAUGAAAGAAUAUGUUGGCAGCAUUAACUUAAAUGUAAAAUGAGUGAACUUAAUGUUGGUCCGAAGUCAACAUUUGUGGAUUUUUGAGAAAGAUUAUGUUGGUGGCAUUAACAUGCAAAAGUGUGGACUCAAUGUUGGGGUCUAUAUUGUGUUUCGAGCUUGGGUCUAUAUAUACUAGUGGAACAUUCCCUUUCCCUGUGUCGGGAACUCUAGAAGUUAAAGAUGGUGCUCCAUUGUCCGAGAAACCUACUUUGUGGCUGCACUUUUGAAUAAAUGAAUUGGCUUAGGAGCAAGCUGAGCCAACUCAGAUGAAUGUGGUCCUCCAGUGUUUCUUUUAUCAUAUCACUUUUAAUGCUUUCUUCUGUUUAAACAGUUAGAUAUCUUCUUUUAGGAAGUAUAAAGUCGCCAAUCACCAUCAAAUUGGAGAAAACAAAGAUUAAACUGAAGUAAGAUCCAGUUGGCUUGUGCUGGUCAUGCUUUUACACAACAUGAGCCGACACUCCAUCAUGGCAUGAGUACUUUAAUAUAUUGAACAACAUACUUCAAUGGGUGCCUUUUUACUCGUCUUCUCUUCUUUGGCAUGGAAAAUCAUGAGAUUAACAUAACAAUUUAAGAGAGUGAAUCUGCAGAGAUAUGCACUUAGUGUUAAUGUUUUCUUAUUGUUUUAACUUAAUUACUCGAGGACUUUGGCAUCAAAUCUUGGAGUUUAAUAACUCCAAUUUCUCUAUGCUUAUAUUUUACUAGUGAUUAAAAGUUUCUUCAAUUGUUUUAGCUUCAUGGAUAUAGUUUUGUGUCUUGAAAAUUGAAUUAAUGCUUAAAUAAAAGAAAAUAUCAUCCAUUUUUGUGCAAUGAGGCAUAUCAUUCAGUUCCCUAGUUUUAGUUUUAACUUGGGAUAGUGGUAGCCAUAAAACUAGCAUGGAUGCAGUUCUAUAAAUGUUGACAAUAAAAUUCCUUUUGGUGUUUAAUUGCCGUUUUCAGCAAAUAUAAAAAAAAGGUGCAUUUUUGGUCAAUAUUACUCUAUGUGCAUUGUUGUUUUCUUGUUUUUGACCCUUAUACAGGCACUCCUUGAGUACGAGAAACAUAAGAUCCAAACUGGUGAAUUAAAAUUUUCCAUGGCAAAUCUUCCAGGAUCUAUGAGUGUUGAUAAUCAGGUAGGUGGAAAUCAAGGGUCAGGUUCUGGUAGAGCUAGGCGGGAUGCUGCAGCCCGAGCAAUGCAGGGAUGGCAUGCACAACGGCUACUUAACGGAGAGGUUGGGGAUCCAAUAAUUAAGGACAAGAACUCUCUUUCUUUCAUGAAGAGGGGCACAUUGAAGAAGAGAAAAGCUCCAACCCUAGAGGAUGCAGUAAAAGUUGCAAAAACAGACCCUGUUAAACGACAAGGGGAUGUAAUAAUUACUGAUGCUGGUGCCCCUGCGGACUGGGUGAAGAUAAAUGUUCUGAGGACUAAGGAGUUCUUUGAAGUCUAUGCCCUAGUCCCUGGGCUUUUGCGUGAAGAGGUGCAAGUUCAGUCGGAUCCUGCAGGACGUUUGAUUAUUUCUGGCGAUCCCGAGCAGCGAGAUAAUCCUUGGGGUGUCACCCCCUUUAAAAAGGUCAUAACCUUGCCUUCACGAAUCAAUCCACAUCAAACAUCUGCAGUAGUUUCCUUACACGGCCAGCUAUUUGUUCGUGCGCCAAUUGAUGAAUCAGAUGUAUGACACUAGAGAGUUGAGGGUCUCCCUUUUCCAAGUGCUGAAAUGUCUUAGACCUCACCAAGCAGUGCGAAUUUGAAUCCAUCACAUGCUACAGGUUUUGCCAUAGAAGCUUUAGGCUGAAGUGAGAAAAAGACUGAAUGAUAUGCUGACUUAUCGACUUGCAAAGACAACUUACUCUUUUACUCUAAGGUGGUAGUCGUAGUUACGUGCUAGUGUUCGUCUUACUCGUCAGUUGUUUGUCAUUACUCUUAUAGAUAACUGGACCUCGAAACAGUUUGUGUUGUUGCUCUUGUAGUGAAACCUGACGACGUUAAUCUUGACUUGUAAUAUCCUGAUUCAAGAAAACAAGGACUUUGAUGA